Carassius gibelio (silver crucian carp) is the source of this 2784-nucleotide messenger RNA. RefSeq names its product G-protein coupled receptor 22-like. Gene Ontology annotation, cellular component: membrane. The transcript has 3 exons. Gene Ontology annotation, molecular function: peptide binding; G protein-coupled receptor activity. Bases 1197 to 2510 code for a protein of 437 amino acids. The record is from RefSeq and is a predicted model, not a curated record. NCBI's taxonomy places the organism in Eukaryota, Metazoa, Chordata, Actinopteri, Cypriniformes, Cyprinidae. Gene Ontology annotation, biological process: G protein-coupled receptor signaling pathway.
GGGGUUGACAGAUGCAGCCAAGCCACCUCAGGAUGGAGGGAAGAAGAAAAGACAAGGAAGAGUGCAUCCCCGCUCUCUGGGGAGGAAAGGGUUAACCCCAUUACGACAAACCAAUCAGAGCAGGGAGCCACACUGCAAAACCACCGCAGUGAGUGAGAGAGGGAGACUAAGAUAGAGAACAAGUGAAUGAGAGAGAGAGAGAGAGAGAGAGAGGGACAAGCAAGGAUGAGGAGGUGCAACAGCAACACGUCAAUGCAACACAGUUUGAAGAGAGCGUGUGUGAUCAUGAAGCUAGACAGAGAAGGAAACACUCAGCAGGACAGUAGAUCAAACUCAGAGGACGUCUGCUUCACUCUGUUGACAGCUUGCAUGGACAGCAUUUGAUUCAUUCUCACACGCUGACAUGCAACGGCUGCAAAAGUGUGCAGAAGAUGCACUUGUGGAUCUCAGAUGAUGCUUUGGUGAAGCUGUAGCUACUCCACGUUGCAUGACAGAUGAGCGUGAAGGAUUGUAGGAUUAAAGAGCUGAAGAAAACUGCUUCCAAAGUGCAAUUGAGGCCCAUCUUACCCCAACUCUCAGGAAGACAUGCAUUAGCAUUGCGUCUGUGAGGAUGUUCGCUAAAGUCGAUUUCCCAGGUGAAGACAUUCCCAUGCACACCACGUUUUACACACGUGCUUCGGACAAUGUUGACGAUGCGGCCUAAAGGUUACCUUCUGUGAGAAGACAGGAAAUACUUCAGACACCCAGAAUGCACCACUCCCUCAUGCCGACCUAAACAUUUCUGUGACCUUCUUUGGCUCAUGCAAAUCAGCAAACGCAAUUCAAAAUGGAUUUAUCACCUUGUACGGCCCAUAAAAAUGCAAUAACGGGAAUGCAUCAGCAUUGAAGCAACAUUAUGGGACCAGGUUACUGGAUUUCUUCUAUGGUACUAAGGGAGAUCAACUUCUUAACCCUAGCGUGGAUAUAAUAUUCAAUCAAAACUAUUGUUUUCAGUCGUCAGAUUGGUUAAGAGAAAUGGACAGUUGUUCUCUGAAUCCCUCGCCUCUUCCCUGACCAUUAAGCAAGAAAAUACCUGGAUUACGAGGAUUAAGACGUGCAGAAUACUUCCUUGAAAGGCCAUGCAUGGGGCUGAUGUACAACUUGUACCCCUUCCAGACUCAAUCGCUGACUCCCGAGACUGAGAAAGGGAAGGGACAAUGCACGUCCCUCCCGCGACGGAGGAAGACAGCACCAUGAGUAACGUGACAGUUCUCGACAUCACCGAGUCCGUGAGUCCCGCCAUGACGCCGGCCGUCCCGUACCCGUUCCCGCUCAGCUUCCAGGUGUCCCUGACGGGAUUCCUCAUGCUGGAGAUCGUCUUGGGACUGAGCAGCAACCUGACCGUUCUGGCCCUCUAUUGCAUGAAGUCUAACCUGGUCAAUUCGGUCAGCAACAUCGUCACCAUGAACCUCCACGUGCUCGACGUGUUGGUGUGCACCUGCUGCAUCCCUCUGACGAUUAUGGUGUUGAUGCUGUCUCUGCAAGGCGACACGGUGCUCGUCUGCUGCUUCCACGAAGCCUGCGUGUCUUUCGCAAGUGUGGCUACCGCAUCAAACGUGCUAGCUAUCACUUUGGACCGAUAUGACAUCUCCGUUAAACCGGCGAAUCGUGUGCUGACUAUGGGACGAGCGGUGGCUCUGUUGGGAUGCAUUUGGGUGCUGUCCUUUAUCAGCUUCUUGGUGCCGUUUAUCGAAGUGGGAUUCUUGGGACCGGAGCCCACCAAAGCCAAUCAGACUGUGGUUGUGCACGUCAACGAAUAUUACACCGAACUCGGAUUGUAUUACCACCUAGUGGCCCAAAUCCCAAUUUUCUGUUUGACUGCCAUCAUCAUGUUGGUGACGUACGCGAAGAUCCUUCAGGCGCUCAACAUCCGUAUAGGUACGCGCUUCCACGCCACGCAAAAAAAGAAGAAAAAGAUUAGAAGAAAAAAUAACUUUUCUCUCAUGUCAACGUCUGAGCAGCAGCUUCCGGAGAUCACAGACGGCUCGAAGAGCAGCAACCGUGGAAAUGCUCCGCUCGGCAUGCGGAUGUCCGUCUCGGUGAUCAUCGCCCUGCGGAGGGCCGUCAAGCGCCACCGGGAACGCCGUGAGCGCCAAAAGCGUGUUUUCCGCAUGUCGUUGCUCAUCAUCUCCACGUUCCUCCUCUGCUGGACUCCCAUCACUAUUUUAAACGCUGUGAUCCUCAGCGCAGGCCCCAGCGACCUCAGCGUCAAGCUCCGGAUGGGUUUUCUGGUCAUGGCCUACGGCACCACGGUCUUCCAUCCUCUCUUGUACGCCUUCACCAGGCAGAAGUUCCAGAAAGUCUUGAAAAGUAAAAUGAAGAAGCGGGUGGUUUCCAUCAUCGAGGUGGAUCCGCUGCCGAACAGCACGGUGAUCCGAAACUCCUGGAUCGAUCCCAAGCGGAAUAAGAAAGUGACGUUUGACGACCACGAAGCCAGGCAGAAAUGUCUAUCAUCCGAAGAUGCAGACUAAAACGACCUCCGGGAUUGGGAACAGUUCUCAUAAAAACACUGUUAUACAUAAAUGUGAAUAUUAGCCAGACAUGAGCUUAUAUUGAAAGAAUCGGUUCCUAUUUAUGACUAACUUGGUAUAUGAUAUUGUUUUCAUAGAUGGUGCAUGUCCUUUAUAAACCACUCUAUGUACUGUAAAUACAUGAAAACUCAUGCAUACUCUUUAUUAGUUACGUAUCUCAUUUAUGACGUGUAUACAUGUAUUUAUAAUAAACUACGAAGGGAAAAAGACUAAA